AUGGGUAGCAGUAGUUCUGCAGGGGAACCAGUUGCUGGCCGCCAUGCAUGUGCGGCAUGCCGACACCAAAGGAAGAGGUGCGAAGAGGAUUGCGUUAUGGCUCCUUACUUCACAAACAAAGAUGAAGAUUUUAAAGCAGUGCACAGAAUAUUUGGCGUUAGCAACAUGACAAAGUUGCUUAAGCAACUAGAAGACCAAAAUCACAGGGGUACGGCCGUACAAUCUUUCAUAUGGGAAGCCUAUAUGUGGAACCAAGACCCUGUGAACGGACCUCUAGGAAAGUACAGAAAAUUAGAGAGAGAGAAUGAACUGCUUAGGAACGCAUUGAAUGAAGAACAAAAGGCUUUGGCCUUGGCUGCAUCCACAACGGAGGAGGAGCCACUUGCUUUGGGCCAAGAGAAUAAUAACAAUAGUGGCAAUAUCGCAGAUGAUGUGGAAGGAGUGAUACCUAUAUAUGGAAGUUCUCUGAAUUAUGGUUAUGCUAAUCAAAGUUUAGCAAUUGAUGGUUCUACUAAUGGCACUUAUACUAAUCUAUUACAAGGGCAAGAGGCCACUGAAAUGUCACAAGGGCAACAAGUAUUAGGGCAAGGGAGAGGCUUUCAUCAUGGAGUUGUUUUGGUCAAGCAAGAAGCACCAGACCAACGAAGAGUAGUUGGCCUCGGUUCUUCUUCAGAACACUUUGGGCCACAGGAGAUCAACUAUUACUCAAAGACAUGA
Malus domestica (apple) is the source of this 717-nucleotide messenger RNA. Its product is annotated as LOB domain-containing protein 2-like. The record is from RefSeq and is a predicted model, not a curated record. Lineage: Eukaryota; Viridiplantae; Streptophyta; Magnoliopsida; Rosales; Rosaceae.